Ilex paraguariensis (yerba mate) is the source of this 1542-nucleotide messenger RNA. Lineage: Eukaryota; Viridiplantae; Streptophyta; Magnoliopsida; Aquifoliales; Aquifoliaceae. The record is from the annotation of a GenBank genome assembly.
AAAAAUUUAACCCGAAACCCCACUCCGAAACCCAGUCUCUCUGUGUCUCUCUCUCUCUCGCUCAAGAUCCAAUCUUUUGUUUCGCCGGAAAACUUCCAAUUGUUCCCGGAAAAUCUCGAACUUUGCUUCACUUUCCAUCUUCGUUUGGUGACACUGACACCAUUUAGCUACCCAUUUCAACAUCUCCAGCUCCCGAACAGGCCUCUGAAUUCUCCAGAACAACAAGCGAACACACACGCACACAAUCCAGAUUCAAUCUAUUGUUCUCUCAGAAACCUCCCAAAAUUUUCCGGCAAAAUCUCCAAAACUUUCCUUCCCUUUCUUUCACUAUUUUCCAUGGCAAAUGCCUGGAAAAGAAACCAACCCACAAAACUCCUAGCCCCCAAAACCCUCCUUUUAUUCUUCUCCACUUCUCUCCUCCUCCUCACCUUCCUUUACCUAUCCUCUCAAACCCAAAACCCUACCCCCAAAGCCCUCAAAGCCAUAACUUUUGACCGUACAAUCAAACCCUUUGAUUGCUACAAAUCGCCUCAAGCCCACCCAGUAAUUGCCAGCAUUGUAGAAGGCCUCAAAUAUCCAUUUCUUUAUUCUCUUUCUGAUUUCGGAAAUUUACCCGAAAAGCCCCACAAGAACAUUGCUAGGGUCUUAAAGGGAAAACCCUUUAGAAGACCUGACAUUUCUGUGACUAUUCAAGAGGUUUUGGAGAAGAUGAAGAGUGAUGGUAAAAGGGGGAUUUUUGUGGAUGUUGGGGCUAAUGUGGGAAUGGCAACAUUCGCAGCUGCAGUUAUGGGGUUUAGGGUUUUGGCAUUUGAGCCAGUUUUUGAGAAUUUGCAAAGGAUUUGUGAUGGAGUGUACUUGAAUAGGGUGCCAGAUUUGGUGGAGGUGUUUGAGGCUGCGACGUCUGAUCAGAUAGGGAACAUUACGUUUUAUAAGGUCAGGAUGAGAUGACUCGAUGUUUUGAGAAAACACACAUGCAGUGGCUAAUGAGUUAUAAGUAUAACAUAUCUUUUGUACUCUGUUAGUAUGCUGGUCUAUUCCGUGGUCAUGUUUGCUUGCUAUUUCCUCAUGAAAGACAGUUGGGUUGGAAAUGUGAACUGUUCAAAAUGAGAAUUGCGGAUUCCAUAAGCGGAAGAUACAUGUCUUGUGUUCUCAAAGUUGUGGAAGCAUAGAUAGAAUAUGGCAAGAAGGAGAACCACCAAUGGUUUAUGGCAAAUGGAGAUUGUGGGGUGCUGGCAUAGGAAACUAUCUCAGCAAAAGCCCUUGGUAGUGUGGUCUGAAAUCCUGGCUCACAUCAGAGGUUCAAGGCGGGUAGAGAGAGAGAGAGACUUCGACAGAUAUUGAACCCAAAUUCUUGGCCUUAGCAUAUUCAGGCACAAAAUAUUCUUCAUGGGGUGUUAUAUUGUUCUCAUUAUGUAAGUGUAAUUGUCUGUGAACCUCUUGGUUCUAUUUUGCAGACUUGCUAUUGCUACUGAUUCCAUUGAAGUAUAGUCCCAGAAGCAAAGCCCUUUUUCCUUUAUCUGCUGCUAUUUUUUUUUUUUUUUU